UUGCGAGGAGGAGAGGUAUCCUGGAUGAGCACACCAGAUGAUGGAAUUUCUCCCAGACACCGCAGCUGCUCGACCAGGACCAUCUUCCUCCGAAAUUAGAUAAAACAGACAAGCCAGGGAGAUACCAGCGGGGAAGAUGUUCUGCGCGAAGCUGAAAGAACUGAAGAUAUCCGGAGAGUGUCCAUUCUCCAGCAGCGCCAAAAAUAAUGAGCUCGGAGACUUCGAGGAGCGCUCAACUGACGCCUCGGAUUUAUUGCCCAUUGAUAAGGACGUGCCUGGAAAAAUUGGCGAGGAGGUACCUCGACAGAAGACAAGCCGAGCCAAAGUUAACCUGCACACACUCGGGGAGAGCAUCCGAAAAUUGGCAUGUCCCGAGUUUCAAAGACUGCAUACUGCCCUCCAUCGUGUGAUGAGACUAUCAGAUCACACCAGGGACUCUGAAAGUCCAACAAUUUGCUGCACAGACAAUCAGAGUUGCAGUGAUGAACCAGAGCAUUUAGUGGAGAUAAUAAACAUUUACUCAACCAAAAAAGCAAUCCCGAUGGAAGCUCUGAAAGUUUCUCUUGGCGAGGAGCUCUUCAACAUUUGUUAUGAGGAGGACGGACACAUUUUGAGGGUGGUAGGGGGAGCUCUCCAUGACUUCCUCAACAGCUUCAAUGUCCUGUUGAAACAGAGCAGCACACUGCCCAACCCAGGCAGAGAGGAUUGUGUAAACGAACCUUCGGUGCUGUGCUUAGACAAGGAUCCGGGUCUGCUUACUGUCUAUUUCUUCAACCCCCGUCCGACCACUCAGCUGUUUUUUCCUGGAGUCAUCAAAGCUGCUGCCCGCCUGCUGUAUCACACUACUGUGGAUGUGUUGAUGGACCUCCCCAGUGCUAAAGACAGCAUCUUGAAGUCCAGCCCGCAGCCCAGUCUUCUGUACACAGUUGUUGUUAAGGAUGCUAAAAAUCUGAGCCCCAGUCCGCUGCGGGCUACCUCAGCUGGGACCCUUCCUACCGCUCUUUUCUCCACCAUUUUCCCCUUCCAUCUGAUCCUGGACCAGGACUUGGUUCUGGUUCAAAUAGGACAUGGGCUCAGGAAGAGACUGACCAGAAAGGAUGGGUUGAAGCGGUCUUCUACCUUCCAAGAACACUUCUCUAUUGUCUCUCCUCAGAUCAAAUGUACCUUUCAAGGUAUUCUGACCAUGCUAAACACACAGUUUAUCAUUCGGAUCAAGCAUGGAGUCUCCACCACAGAUAACACAGGAAAGCUCAUGGACCUUAAAGGUCAGAUGAUCUAUGUUUCAGAAUCCAACGCCAUCUUGUUCCUGGGCUCACCGUGUGUGGACAAGCUAGAGGAGCUAACUGGCCGCGGCCUCUACCUGUCAGACAUCCCGAUCCAUAACGCACUGCGCGAUGUAGUUCUGGUUGGUGAACAGGCCAAAGCCCAGGACGGUUUGAAGAAGCGUCUGGGGAAGGCCAAGGCAGCCUUGGAGCAUGCUCACCAAGCACUGGAGGAGGAGAAGAGGAAGACAGUGGACCUCCUCUUCUCCAUCUUCCCCGGCACUGUGGCACAGCAGCUGUGGCAGGGACAAACGGUCCAGGCCAAGAAGUUUGAUAGGGUUACAAUGCUUUUCUCUGACAUUGUGGGCUUCACGGCUGUUUGCUCCAUCUGUACCCCAAUGCAAGUGAUCACCAUGCUCAAUGAGUUGUACACCAGGUUUGACCACCACUGUGGAGAGCUUGAUGUUUAUAAGGUGGAGACCAUUGGUGAUGCGUAUUGUGUAGCUGGUGGCUUACACAAGGAGAGUGAGACUCACGCUGUCCAAAUUGCACUCAUGGCCUUAAAGAUGAUGGAGCUUUCAGAUGAAGUCAUGACACCAACUGGAGACCCAAUACAGAUGCGUAUCGGCCUCCACACUGGCUCAGUUCUAGCUGGUGUAGUUGGGGUGAAGAUGCCACGCUACUGCCUUUUUGGGAACAAUGUCACGUUGGCCAACAAGUUUGAAUCCUGCAGCCAACCUAGAAAAAUCAAUAUCAGCCCUACAACCCACAGAUUGCUCAAGGAUCGCCAAGAGUUUGUCUUUGUUCCCAGGAGCAGACAGGAGCUUCCGGCCAACUUCCCAGAAGACAUCCCUGGUGUUUGUUACUUUUUGGAGGCGUCCUUCAAAACUUCAAAACUGACUGAAAUGAAGUCAAGCUGCUGCACAGCCCAGAAAUCUUAGAUACAAAGAAAUAUAAGCAUAUUUCGUGAACACAGUGCAAACAUCUUGUGUAUUUUGGUUGGGUUGUUUAGAUAUUAAUGAUAUUGUCUAUCAGUCAAACUCUUGCAGCUGCUUAAUUGCAGAGAUGUCAGUUUGCUGACUGUCUUGUCUCUGUACAAUUAUCUACUUGUACAGUUGUAGUGGAAAGAAACACUCCCUUCCUUAAUUUUUUUUCCAGAAUGAGUCAUUUCUCCAAUUGUUUUCCAAACUCCCACUGUAGACCAUCAAUCGAAGAUUUUGAGACAGUUUUUUUUUAAAUUUAUCAUUUCAGAGGUAUAAAAUAUAUGAAAACUCACACAAAAUGUGGCGAAAGGUGGCAUACAAUAACUAAAACGAGUUAGCUGUCUUUGAGUUGCAGAUUCGUGAAGAAACUUAAAUAUUUAAUAUUGCAUAAUGUAGAUAUGAUACAGAAAUACAUCCUGGAUGUUGAUUCUCAAUGUGACGUUGUUAAACAGAGUGGCUCCUUUUAUCCAGAUUGUUGUCUGUAAGUAUCCAUUCACAUCUGUCCAGCCUAGGUACCUGGGUAAAGCACCUUGGCCUGUUGGGAUGGCAGAAGAAAUCAAAAUUAAAACUGAAUUGGUUAUGUGUGGUUCAGUGGAGAGAAUUUCACGACAAGUAAUAUAGAAAAGCUGAAGCAAAUGCUAUUAUUAUUCAAAGAUUUAGGAUCAAAUCAAGUGACGCAGAGCAGAUUCAGGUGCCUUAUGGGAACUAAAAGGUGUAAAACAGUUUUUUUAUUUUUUUUUAUUUUCAUCAGCUCUUUUUUUCCCUUUAGAAAUGGUUCAAUAUGAAUUUACAUGUCAAUGAUUUCUUCCAGAGUUUUGUGGUUCUAAAUCAGUAUAUAUAUUUGUAAUAAUAUGUAACUUAAACUUUCAUUUAUGAGACAUAAAGCAUUCCAAGAUCCAAUUUUCCUAAUAUAAGUAAUGUUUUUUUUUUCACUGUACACAUGUUUAUACUAUAUUUAUUACAUGAGUUUCAAAGCACUCCUUUUCCAUACAGAGGGAAUGUGACACAAGAAUACAAUGAAUGUUCUACUACCACUCAUAAUGAUGUGCUCCAAUCAUUAUUGUAAUGUAAUCAAAGCG
Molecule: messenger RNA, 3324 nt
Organism: Xiphias gladius (swordfish)
Lineage: Eukaryota; Metazoa; Chordata; Actinopteri; Istiophoriformes; Xiphiidae
Gene: gucy1a1
Product: guanylate cyclase 1 soluble subunit alpha 1
Exons: 8
Coding region: 137-2203 (688 amino acids)
Biological process (GO): cGMP biosynthetic process; response to oxygen levels
Cellular component (GO): guanylate cyclase complex, soluble
Molecular function (GO): heme binding; guanylate cyclase activity
Source: RefSeq, a predicted model, not a curated record